GCAACAAUGCAUCGCCUCUUGGUCACACACCAAGUGGCACCCCAGCUAGGACCCCGAAAAAUCUCGGCACCCAGCACUGCGCUCACCGGCGUUCAAGGCGUUCCCAACGCCAAAAGACUCUCGACCUACCACCCAAAAACUUGCCAGGCUAAGUACAGUAGUCCAUACUGACGAAUAUAGCACAAAUGGCAACGGGGAAGACGCGUUCAACGUCUGUGGGACCCGGCAAUUCAAACAUCCGCGUCCCCACUCCCACCAAUAGAACCAGAACAUCCUACCGCAACACUAUCUCCCUACUGUUGCCAAGAGAUGAAAUUAUACAGCAAGAAUACGAUGUUAAAGACAAGGAAAGCAGUAUUGCCUUCCUAGAGAAGUCUCCAUUCCGUCAACCGGGCACCCCCAUUUCUAACGAAAGUCUGUUACUCACGAUUCUGUAUAUCACCCAAUACACAGGAAUCCCCCGGAUCGUAGUCGAAGGCCUUCGCGCCACAGUCCUACUACUGGAAGACAAUCUUAACAGUAACGCCAAUGCGGCAACCCCCAACAUUCAGCAAAUCACGGAGUCUAUCUCAGCCUCGCUCUCGACUCAAGUGGCCGCAGACCUAUCAUCUUCACUAUCCGCCCAUGUUAUUGCGGCCAUCUCUCCACAUGUAGCCUCCAUUCUCACCGCCUCAGAAACCCUCAAAACAAACGUUGACGAAAUCGCGAAAUUGAAGGACAUUAUAACAGAAAAUUCAAAGGAAGACAACGGAACUGCAUCUGCAGCAGCUACUAGAGCUGAAAAGGCGGCCGACGCGGUCCUGAAUAGUAUUGCUGAUGUCAAGAACGUUGUGGAAUCUCUAAACGCUCCCCUUAGCACGACAAAACCAGGAACCUCAAAAUCAUACAGCGAAAUAGUUCAACAACACACUCAGACCCCGGCACCUGUAUCGGCAGCGGUGGCACGCGCGGCUACACGAGAUCGCCAGAUCUUAAUAGACCCUGUUCCGGGCCAGACACUCUUCGCCCCCGAAGCGACCUCGUCCAUCAUAGCGAGUAAACUAAAACAAGCGUUCUCAGCAUCCCAAUCAGAUGACACACCGGAAAUCAACAUUAAAGCAACCACCCGUCUCAGAAGCGGGGGAAUAAUAGUUGAACUAACUUCUAUUGCAGCUGCCAAAUGGAUUAGACGCCCUGAAAACCGCCUUAGCAUUACUAACUGCUCUAGACAACACCGUCAUCAUCAAAGAUAGGCGUUUUUCCAUCAUUGUUCCCUUCUUACCUAUUAUUUCCAGAAUCGAAGAUCCCAAUUGGCUACGCACGGUAGAAGAGGAAAAUGAAAUGCUUCCGGGCGCUAUAGAAUCGACUAAUUGG
Messenger RNA from Suillus fuscotomentosus, 1353 nucleotides. RefSeq lists its product as uncharacterized. The coding region runs from base 186 to 1232 and encodes 348 amino acids. Lineage: Eukaryota; Fungi; Basidiomycota; Agaricomycetes; Boletales; Suillaceae. The transcript has a single exon. The record is from RefSeq and is a predicted model, not a curated record.